UGUGGUCCUGCUAUCACAGGGAAGGGCGGUGACGUCACCUGCUCUGAUUUGGCGAACCAUUGAACUGGGCCAGCUUGGACGAGCCGGACCGGUUGAGCCUGUGAAAAAGCUGACAGAAAGUUCUCGAUUGCCCAGGUCUGCAGUAUUAGCACCACAGUCUGCUGGAGACUAUGGAGGAUCAAACUCUGCCACGUGACAAGUGGGAUGAAAAUCAUGUGAGCUCCUGGCUGAAAUCAAUAGGAGUAAAAGACGAGUAUAUUAAGAAACUGCAUGAAGCCGAAGUUACAGGACCAGUUCUCAAGGGGCUGACAAGAGACUUUCUGAAAAACGAGACUGGGAUGAAACCUGGACAAAUACAGCUUCUGCUAUCUGAAAGAGAUAAAUUGUUGGGGUCUACAGAAUCGAAUAAACCAGAAAAAAAACAAACAGGCUUUCCUGAGAGAUCAGAAACCCAGAGGGUCUCUGCUGACCACCAGAAAAAAGCGGGAGGGAAGGGACCACCAGAGGUGGGAGCAGCGAAGGAGCCCAGUCCUGUGAAAGAGAAAAAAGCCCGAAAGGAGAAAUCAGAUCUGUCCCUUUGUGAGCCCCGGCCUUUUGACACAGAAGACACUGUCUUUAAGUACGUGAAGAACAGAGUUCUUCCACCUGAAACGGGCAUCAAAAACCUAAUAGCCCCCUGCCGUGAAUAUAAAUCUUUGGAUAAAGCUGUAACAUUAGACCAAACGAGGCUGCAGGCCAAGUUUGCCUAUGAGGUUAUCAGGUUUGCUGCAGGUUGCAUGAACAUUCGGACCAACGGCACCAUCCACUUUGGAGUCAAGGACAAUAUCAGGACUGACUAUGAACACGGAGAAAUUAUUGGUCUCCCUGUGAAGGACAGAGAUGUCUUUGUGGAUGCAUUAGACUACACUGAAAGAUGCUUUGCAAAUCCUUCUCACAAAGAAGACGCAAGACAGUGUAUCAGACCACCGAGGUUCAUAGAGGUCAUAGAUAAAGGCAGCACAGAGACAAGCUGGGUCAUUGAAGUAGACGUUGUACCCAUGGCGAAGACUGUGAAAGGUCAAGUCUACACAGUGCGUCUGCCUAAAUUUAAUGAAAAAACCAACAAGGUUGAAUUUGAAAAGAAAACAGUCUAUCAAAGAGUGGGGGCCAACACAGUACCAAUUAGUGAUGACGACCAAGUUGAGUUUACUUUAGGAAUGCCUGAAAGAGACAGCAGGAGGGAGGAAGCUGAACUGUCAGGUUCCCAGAGUCCUUCAGAUAUCCGUGAGGAUCUGGGUAGAAAACUCACACUUCUUUUGACAGGUGGCAAAAAAAAAAUGGACGAUUCUCUAUGGUAUAUUGUUGUCGCAAACAAAUGUGAUAGUGAAAAUUUGAUAAACAUAACUUUCUUGCAUCACAUGAAUAUCUUUUGUGUGCUUGAUUUUGAUCCGGACUCUAAAACCGCAGGACUAUGUGGGCAGUAUCUGCAUCACCAUGCAGCCAACUUGCAUUUUCUAGAAGACUACUCCAAUGAAAGUGGCUUGAAUACCAGUGACUUCAUAAAGAAGCUGCAGCUGUUUGAUCAGACCAGCUGGAUAUUCUGUAAUGGACGCACGGAUUACUUGGGUGACAAAAAUCCCUGUGACGAAAAGACUUGGAUUAAAACCAAGAAAAAGAACCUUAAAAAAGCAGUAUCUAUAAUCUGCAAUGAAAUUCUUCCAAAGGGCUCCUUUGUUGUGCUUUUUCUUUUAAUGUCCCAGGUUGAACAACCAUUGGUCGACACUUUCCAUGAAUUCUAUGCUGAAAUGAAUGGGCUGGAAGAUAUGAUUGUCAUCUCAGAGUCCAAAGAAAACUAUACCAAAUGGUCUUGCCUUGCCCAGGCAUCGUGCACCCUGGAACAUUUGAAUCAGAUCAGCAUUGUUGGCAUGCAAAUGAGUCACAUUGAUACUACAGUUCAAAGUAUUCAGCCUUUAACAGCAACACAGAUUGAUAAACGUUUAGCUGUUUACAAUAAAGGACAGUGUACGCUAAAAACUACUGAUGAAGAAAGAAUGUUGUCCCUUGAAAUCAUUGGUGUUAAUGAAUGUGAUAAUAUCAGCACUAAAGGUAUUGAUGAAGAAGAAGUGAAAAACAUUGAAAGGUAUUUUUACCAAGGAGGAAAAGUGAGUUGGAUUAAUUUUUGGCUUGCAGAUAAAAAGAAAUGUGGUGAGGUGAUUCAGCGGGACGCUUAUGGAGAUGCGAUUAAAAUAGUGGACAAUAUUGUAAGGUUUGGUCCCCCCCAGAAGUCAGUGGCUAGAAUAAAUAUAUACCACCACCCAGGCAGUGGUGGAAGCACUGUGGCGCGACAAACUCUUUGGAACAAGAGAAAAGAUCUCAGGUGUGCUGUUGUAAAGCCUUCUUAUCCUGUUGCAAAUGUCUGUGAACAUGCAGUCUUGCUUAGGGAGUAUGAAGAAAAAGACGCAAAUCACUGUGUUCCAGUGCUUCUCCUGUUGGAAGACUGCGAUGAAGAAUAUCUUCACGAACUCAGGCAUGAAUUAGGAGAGGCUGUCUCCUUGAAGAAAAUUAAUCCUUUGGCAACAUGUUUCAUUCUGUUAAGCUGCAAGAGAUCUCAUGAGCCUGAAAAGAUGCUCAAAGCAUUACCUUUACAGACAGUGGCUGUGACGCACAAACUCUCGGAGGAAGAAAAGAAAUUGUUCUCUAAAAAGCGUGAAGUACUUGAACAAAAGUUUGAACCAGAAUUUAUUCUGACAUUUGUGUUAAUGAGUGAGGCAUUUGAAGAACAGUACGUUAAGGACUUUGUGGAGCAUCUUCUACAAGAUAUUGACCGUUCUUCCCUUGAAACCCGCCUCAUCACAUAUGUUGCCGUGCUCAAUUUGUAUGUGCAAAAUUCAUACAUCUCUGUGUCUCACUGUGAGGCUUUUUUAGGUCUAGGUGUCCAGGUGGAGAAAAUUCGGCAGAGUUACUUCGAAAAUGCCCUAAGUAAACAAGCAAGGCUUGUCUUGAUACAUUUGAGAGAGAGCACAACUUUCAUCUCUUCCGUGCGCAUAAUUCACCCCUUGGUAGCCCAGGAAAUCGUCCAUCAGCUGUGUUCAAGGCAAACGCAGAGUACAAUCGCUAUGGCCUUCCUUCAUGAAAAGGUCCUGUUUGAACACAGAUUCGGACGAGAUGAUUUUUUGAAGUUUGUGAGAGACCUGUUCAUUAGACGCUACAAGAGAAGCAAGGGCGACAACAUUGACACUUUCUUUUCCCCACUCAUUGAGCACGUCUGCAACGUGGAGAACAACCCACCCAAGGCUAUGGAACUUCUAAAAGCCGCCUACACCUGCUUCGGAAAGGACCCUUUUUUUGCACAGCAGCUUGCAAGACUCUACUACAGCCAUGAAAAAUUUGAAGAAGCCAAAAAUUGGGCUGAAGUGGCAAAAUCACACUUGCCACACGAUUCUUUCAUCUUGCACACAGAAGGCCAGGUCUAUAAGAAGUGGUUUAAUGUAAAAUAUGACGCGCUGGAUAGAGAGGGCAAAACAGCCGAGAACACGGCCGAGAUCAUUGAAACUGCUCUUCAAGCAGCAAUGUGUUUCCGAGCCUCUGAAACUGCAGCAACAACAGAAAGAGACUGCAUGAACAAUUCUGCCUAUUUCGGAGAAGUAGAUGUUUGUUGCCGUUUACUGCAGCUCAUCUCUUCAGUGAAUGUGUUUUCCGGUGAAAAUGGCCGUGCAAAGCUCCUGAAUUAUCUACUCACAGAACACGUUCCAGAAGAAAUAAAAGAGCCGUGGAAAAAAUUUCACAGUCAUCUGAAAGGCUUGCAGAAAAGCAUAUACAAUGCUCUUGAAUGGAUUUCAGAAGAUCUGAGCUACUUUCAAACUGACAAAAGGGAGGAGGAGGAGGAAGUUAUGAACAAAGAGUUGGAACACCAAUACAACCCCAGGAAGUGGCUUCUGAGAAAAACAAGCGUGUACGCAAGCUUCUUCUGUGAGGAUAUCUCAGACAACCAGGACCUACAGUCAGAAACUACAGACAAGCUGACUCCCCUCAGGAGACAGAUGAGAAUUUACAAACUUGGAGGUGGCAAUGUAACGACCAUCUUUUCUUUACUGUCAGAUCAGAAGAAUGAAAGGUCUAGCAGAAAGCUGGAACAGAUCAUAAGUAUGUAUCCUGAAGACCCUCAGAAACAAAAGCUGGACACUACAAGCUUAGGAAAUUACAUUUUGUGUCAGAUAGCUUUAGGUUGCGUUUCACCUCGGUCUCCAAAACUUGUUACCUUGAAGAAACUUCAGGACCUUAGUGUCCGGUUUUACAAAGACCGCAAUAAUACAUCUCCCUCUAGUGCCUUUUUUCUACUCACUUUGCUGUUUUGGCCUGAUGCAAUACAAAAGGAAGAGCAAAACGAACAGAAAAAUAAAAUCCUCAUGUUAGCAAUUACCUAUUUGAAAGGGCUGUAUGACCAUAAGAUCAAGAAUGUUCCUUCACGAAAGAAAAGAAUCUACACCCACUUCUUCCUGGGAAAUGGGAAAGGUCUAGAUCGGUUUGUUCACAGAAGCAAGCUCGAGAAGUGCAUCAAAGGCACACUCAAUGAGCGGAGACUGAAGUGGCUGAGUGGGGAGGUGUGGACGACCCCAGAGGUCACGCAGCUGCUGCAGCGUGUCAAGGGGUGGACCGAGAAUGAAACCUUGUAUGUUCAAGGAUGGUGCAAGAGCAGCAAGAUACGGGUCCUCCCUUUGUAUUCUGCUUCCCUGCCUCAUGCUAAUGCAAAUGUCUCAUUUUAUCUGGGGUUUUCUUUCGAUGGUCCUGUUGCUCUGCAUAUUGAAUGCCUAAAAUGAGUGUCUAGCCAAAAUAAUGCUGUGCAGGAGGUCGUGUGUGUCAGCCAAUUAUCAGUUUUACUGUGAAUGUUUAAGCCCCUAGUUGGUCACAUUGGGGGGGGGCGGAAUUAAGUCAAAUGGAAAUAUCACUUACACAUUCAAUCAGAAAAGAUAUGUAUAGGGUUACAUAGAUGAAACAAUUGUUUUGUUUUUUAAAUAGCAAUUUUUUCUAAGAACUGUCUGACAGCUAGUACUUUGAUGUCUUCCCCCCUUCCUUCGUAUAUGGAUGAGGGACAGCUUCUCUCUAAAAUGUCUAGCACCACCCUCUAUGUUGGUUCUUUUGCAAUGCUGAUGUAACCUUAAGCUUUAUUCAAAGCAUGAUGGCACAAACUUUUUAGCUUUGUAUGAAGAUUACCUUACUUUGUAUCACUAUGUAAAUGUUAUUGAAGUACACAUGUUACAGUGGACUAAUUACUAAUAUCAUUGCUAUUGCAUUAUCAAAUCUGUAUAUACUAAAUUUUCAUAUUUGUUUUUACAAGGUUACAAAUGCAUACUCCAUUCUAAGGGCAUUUCUGUUAUAAAAUGGCAUGCUACAACACAAACCUGAAAUUCUGAGUUUCUUGCAGUACUGAGCCAUCUCCCACUGUCAAAUGUUCGCUAUAGAGCUGUCAAUGCUUAAAAUUUUAUAUAAACAGACUAAUAUGUGAACAGUAGCUAAAUAUACUAAAUAAAACACUUGUUUUCCAAAAAUGUUUACACACUAUGAACCAAAAUAAAUGCCCAGAGAAUGUUUACUUA
Messenger RNA from Lepisosteus oculatus (spotted gar), 5573 nucleotides. NCBI's taxonomy places the organism in Eukaryota, Metazoa, Chordata, Actinopteri, Semionotiformes, Lepisosteidae. The record is from RefSeq and is a predicted model, not a curated record.